AUGUCGACCACAGCCGCACGCAGAGGGUCCUUCCCUCGUCCCAAGGGCCGUUCGCAACAGGUGCAGGAUGACACGGAGGAGGUACGCACGCUUCGUGCCAAAUAUUCGGAACAGCUCGACAUGAUUCGCGAGCUCUUUCCCACCUGGACCGACGAAGACCUCCUCUUCGCUCUCCAGGACUCGUUGGGUGACGUCGAGAACGCCGUCGUUCGCAUCUCGGAAGGCCAGGUCGAACAGUUCUCGUCGGUCAAGUCAAAGAAGCAGGUCAAGAAGGAGUCCAGCUCGCACCACUCUGUUUCUGCCCCCUACAUCUCUUCAGCCGCUCCGUCCGCUGCGCCUCCCGCCGCUCGCGGCAACCACGUUGGUGCGCCUGCCUCCCGCGGUCGUGGCGGUGCUUCUGUCCGAGGUGCUCGAGGCGGUCGAGGUGGCUUCCGUGGGGUCGGUGGACGUGGUGGUGGCAUCGCUCCUCAGGCCAACGGCCACGACCUCAAGACACCCGAGACCCAAACUGUCGAGGCCACCACGGCCCAGGCAUUCGCUCCCAUCGCCACCCCGACGACGGGCACCAGCUGGGCCGCCGCUCUUGCCAGGUCCAACAAGGCUAAAUCCGCCGCUGCCGCUGCUGCUGUUCCUGACCCUGCACCCGCCAUCGCCCAAGAGAUCACCGAGCCUGUAGUCGCACCUUCGCAGCCGGCUGCUUCUGCUUCUGCUGCUCCGGCUGCGCCUGCAGCUGCCGUGCCCGUGUCUACAGAGCCAGCCACCACCUCCGACGCUCUUCCUUCGUCCACCGAAACUUCGGCACCGGCUGUCAAGGUGCCUGCGCCUGCCAAAGCUACACCAAAGUCGGGCGGUAUGAGCUGGGCUCAGAUCGCACGCAAGUCUGAGGCUUCCAAGCCCGUUGCUCCACCCAUCGCCGCUGCAGCUUCAUCUGAAGACGCUUCUGUUGCGCCCGUAUCCGACGCCGCCGCCCCCGUUGAUGCUGUCGCUGCUCCUUCCACCAGCGAGGUUCAGCCCGACUCCACCGAGCAGGCUGCCGUUGAGCCUUCUAUCAACGCUGCUCCUGCCACUGUUGACGCCACCAACGACAGCGCCGACGCUGCUCCACAUGCCGAGCACGAGGUUGCUGCGCCUAUCGAGGCUACCCCUGCCGCCGAUAGCACCUCUGCUGCCACCGCAACCGACGCCGGUGCCGCUUCCGCUACCGCUCCACCCGGUCUCUCUAAGGCGGCUGCUCCUCGCGCUCCAGCUCAGCGAUCGUCGCAGCGCGCUCGUCAGGAUGCACCCGUCGUCAUGGCCGGUGGCUCGUCGCAGCUCGACAAGCUUGGCGUUCAGUUCGGCUCUCUCAACUUCCUCGGCGGCGAUGCUGACGAGGCACCCGAGGCUACCACCGACGCCUCGGCUGCUAACCACGAUGAAGCUGAGGCUGCUGCCCCAGCUGCGCCUGUCGCUGCUGCCGUGUCGUCGCCCUCUGCCCAUCGCCAAGACACCCAGCUCGGCGGCCAGGCUCACACUGAUUCCUUCAGCCAGCAGCCUUCCGCCGCCGGCCAGUACAACGGCUUCAAGUCGGACUCGUUCGACAACUCGUACGGCUUCACAGGCCAGCAGCAGCAGCAGCAGCCGCAGCAGCAGGCAGCUCCUCAGCAACAGCCGCAGCAGGCCUCCCACGACCAGAUUCACGGCUACAACGGAUACAGCUCCAUCGGUCAGAACCAGGCCGCCUCCCAGCCUCAGUCCCAGGCUCAACCUCAGCAUGGCCUCCACGACUAUUCGUCCAUGUACGGCGGUCUCGACACCCAGCGCCUCGCACAGUUCUACGGCGCCUACGACCAGGGCUCCAACGCUUUCGGCCAGCGCUCCGACGACAAGGCGCAAUCGCAGGCCUCGCAGCAGGGCCAGCAGCAGUCCGCUUCGCAGCAGGGCGCCGCCGACCACCAGAACCAGCAGCCCCACCAGCUCCAGGCCCACCAAGCCGGCCCCGGUCUCCACCAGCAGCAGGCUCCUCAGCAGCAGUUCCCCGGCAUUAUGCCUUACUACUACCCUCACUACUACAUGCCCAACCAAUUCCAGCACUACGGCCAGCCCGCUGCCGGCUAUGGUCAGUACCCCGUCUACGGCCAGCCCGCUGCUCAGCCCCAGCACGCCUCGAAGCCCGGCACCCCCGCCAACAUCGCUUCGCCCUACAGUCAGGGACCGCAGUCGGACGCCAACGCCUACGGUGCGCAGAGCCACUACGGCCAGACGCCCAGCUCUGGCGGUCUUUCGUCGUACGACCAGGGCUUUGGUCGCGGUGUGCCCGGUCUUGGUGGAGUUUCUGACUACUCAAAGAUCUACGGUAACGCCAUCCCCGGUCUGGGCGGAUUCCUCGGCAGCGGUGCCGGUGGUGCGCCUCCUUCGCAGACCGCCGCCACGAGCAACGCUGCCUCGGGCAACAACGGCACCCCUCACCUUGGCUCACAGCAGAAGGCGGGUGCUUCGUCCGGCAACACGCUCGACAGCUACCGCCAGUUUGAUGCCAACGCCUCCAAGGGCUCGGCACAGUCGACGUCGGCGUCGAGCCAGGUGGGUCGUGGCCAGGCUCAGACGCAGAGCGGACCGCAGCAGCAGCAGCAGGGCCAGGGCCACCAGCAGCAGCAGGCGUCUCAGCAGGCUCAGCAGCAGCAACAGCAGCAGCAACAGCAGCAGCAGUACUACCAGCAGUACGGCGCUUACGGACACCAGGCCAGCAGCAACGCCUACUCCAACUACCCCUACGCUCGUCAAUACUGGGGUCAGUAG
This is a messenger RNA of Sporisorium graminicola, 2775 nucleotides long. RefSeq lists its product as uncharacterized. The record is from RefSeq and is a predicted model, not a curated record. Lineage: Eukaryota; Fungi; Basidiomycota; Ustilaginomycetes; Ustilaginales; Ustilaginaceae. The transcript has a single exon. Bases 1 to 2775 code for a protein of 924 amino acids. Gene Ontology annotation, molecular function: ubiquitin binding. Gene Ontology annotation, cellular component: nucleus; cytoplasm.